UUUUCCUUGCGUAGAAAGGGCUUCGCUAUGUCCCUCGUGCCAUGGGCGCAGGAUGCAUCCGACAGAAGAAGUACGAGGUGCCAGUGCCACGAUUGGUGGACCCGGAGCUCGAUGUGCCCUCCCCGGAGCCAUUGAACCUGCCAGCGUCACCGUCCCGUACAGUGGCAGAGCUCAAGGCCACCCUGCGGGACAUGGGGUGGAAGCUCCCCGCGAACGUGGUGGAGAAGAGCGAACUUCAAGCCUUAGUGGAAGAAGCUGAGAAAGAAAAGGCGGCGCGGAAGGCGGCCAAAGAUGCUGCGAAGACGCCAGGUGUGGAUGACCCGUCGCCGACCGCCAGCAGCUCGGUGCCGGAGAUGAAGCGUCGGCUGCGGCAGUUGGGGUUCAAAGUGCCCGGCAGCAUUGUGGAGAAGAGCGAGCUGAAGACCCUGCUGGCCGAAGCGGAGCUACAGGCGGCCGAGCGAGGCCGCCGGCCCAGUGUGCCGAGUGCGCCACCGAAGUCACAUGCGGCGGUGAAGCUGGGGUCACAACUACAACAGCUUGGGGUGGAAUUGCCAGAUGCCAUCACCAGUGAAAGCGAAGUUCGAAGCUACCUGAAAGAGGCUGGGCAGCGACAGCCCACGGUGAAGGUUCCGGGCUUUGAGAAGGAAGUGACCUUGACCUGCACUCGAGGAGCCAAAGGCGUCGCACAGAUCCAGGUGCAAGGCCCAGGAGAAGGACCAGGGAAGACUCCAGCUGAAGCAGCGGCGAUGAAGUUCGACCCCUUGUGCCUCCAGCGGGGCGACAGCAUCGGCCAUGGCUCCUUCGGAAGCGUCUUCAAGGCGAUGCAUCCGGAGACCGGCAUGGUCAUUGCCGUGAAGGAGGUGUACAUUGAUGUGCAACACCAGCCAGAUGAGAAGCUCAAGGUGCAGCUGGAGAAUGAGAUCGACCUCAUGCGGAGCUUGCGGCACCCGCACAUCGUGUCAUAUUAUGGCUGCCAUUGGGCUGACAAUCACCUUCAGAUGUACUUGGAGUACAUGCCCGGAGGCUCCCUUGCCCAGGUUCUGUCCAACUUCGGGCCUUUGGAAGAAAACCUCAUGGCACGCUACACGCAGCAACUGCUCUGCGGCCUGGAGUAUUUGCAUUCACAGAAUCCCUACAUCUUGCACCGAGACAUCAAGGGUGCCAACGUCCUCGUGGGCGUGGACAGCCUGGUGAAGUUGGCGGAUUUUGGAUGUUCCAAACGAGCCAAGGAGACCAUGGCGGUGACCAUCGAGGGUUCUAUCCCAUGGAUGGCUCCGGAGGUGCUGACUCACUCACGCUUUGGACGGGCAGGUGACAUUUGGAGCUUUGGGUGCUUGGUCAUUGAGAUGGCGACUGCAGAUGCCCCUUGGGGGCACUUCGACAACCUGAUGGCAGCGAUUCUGAAGAUUGGCAUGUCUGGCGAAUUGCCUCCCAUCCCGGACACGGUCUCUCCCAAGUGCAAGAACUUCAUCCGGCGCUGUACGCAGCUGGACCCAGGAAAGCGCUUAAGUGCUUCUGAGCUUCUGAACGAAGACUUCAUGUUGGGUUCGGAGAAGCGAGAGGCUGAAGAGGCCACGGAGCAGACCGAGGACCAGCUAGAACCACUGCCACCUGGCUGGGAGAAGCAUUUCGAUGCAAGCCAAAGCGCUUGGUACUAUUGGCACAACACCUCAGGCCGGUCCCAGUGGCAACGGCCAGAGGAGAGUGAGACGGAAGUGGAUGCGAUGAGCUCCAGGGUGACGACGCCUCCAGGAGUGGUGAACGAAGAUUCACCACAGCUCCAAUAGGGGGCGCUCCGAGGUGGAUUUGGUUUGGGAAGCUUCUUGGGCCAGGUCAGUUCGCGCCUUCUGCAAGUGGGUGAGUUUGUAUAGUCAAGUCUCAUG
This is a messenger RNA of Durusdinium trenchii, 1883 nucleotides long. The record is from the annotation of a GenBank genome assembly. NCBI's taxonomy places the organism in Eukaryota, Dinophyceae, Suessiales, Symbiodiniaceae.